AUGUUGAAUCUACAGAAAAGAAUUAAUGGGAUCGAUGACAAUAAGAAGUAUAUGGAGACUCGAAUCGCGAUAAGAGAGAAGUUACUUGCACAAGAACUGAAAGAUCUGGAAACAAACCUGAAGAACCAAAAUAUGUGCAGGUUGUCAUUUCCGUCCACUUCUCAACUGCAUGAGAUGGUGCUUACUGUUUGUCCGCAAGAAGGUAUCUACAGAGGUGGUAUAUUCAAGUUUUCAAUCUCAGUGCCUCCUGAGUACAAUAAUGUCCCUCCUACUGUGAAAUGUCUGACGCGAGUAUUUCAUCCAAAUAUCAACGAAGAUGGUAGCGUUUGCCUCUCAAUACUUCGUGAGAAUUCGCUGGAUGCGUUCGGAUGGAGACCUACGAGGAAUUUGACGGAGGUUAUUCAUGGACUGUCAUCGCUGUUCACCGACCUUAUCGAUUUUGACGAUGCAUUGAACAUGCAAGCUGCUCAACUGUGGAUGACAAACCGUGAGCAGUUCACACACCGCGCACGUGAAUACAUUGCUAAAUACUGUGAACAUCGCUAA
Angiostrongylus costaricensis is the source of this 546-nucleotide messenger RNA. The record is from the annotation of a GenBank genome assembly. NCBI's taxonomy places the organism in Eukaryota, Metazoa, Nematoda, Chromadorea, Rhabditida, Metastrongylidae.